Molecule: messenger RNA, 449 nt
Organism: Loa loa (African eye worm)
Lineage: Eukaryota; Metazoa; Nematoda; Chromadorea; Rhabditida; Onchocercidae
Exons: 4
Coding region: 234-449 (71 amino acids)
Molecular function (GO): GTPase activity; GTP binding
Source: RefSeq, a predicted model, not a curated record
UGCACAAUCCGCAUCUGCAACAGACGAAGAAGAAUCGGAAAGCGUACGUUUAUAGAAAAGGAUAGCUCGAACCCUGUCAGGUCAGGAUAAGAUAUAAGUCGUUGUGGAGGAGUGUACAAAAGAGCUAUCUCACAGUAACCUUGAGGCAUAAGUAGUCCGGUCGAAGAAUAGCAGCAUUUCUGAGUGAUUAAAAUUACAAAUAAAACAAAUAACUCUGGCCCGAUUUGGACGUUAUGGCUGCCCAGUCGAGCGGCCGAAUACCAGCAGAGCACACAUCAGAUUAUCGAGUUGCUGUAUUUGGUGCCGGUGGCGUUGGCAAAUCAUCCAUUGUGCUACGCUUUAUUAAGGGAACAUUCAGUGAAAACUACAUUCCUACUAUUGAGGAUACUUUUCGACAGGCUGGUUUUUUUUAUAAUACAUUGUUGCUGUGGUCAGUGACUUAUGAAUAG